Marmota flaviventris (yellow-bellied marmot) is the source of this 1833-nucleotide messenger RNA. RefSeq names its product interferon regulatory factor 4 (gene Irf4). NCBI's taxonomy places the organism in Eukaryota, Metazoa, Chordata, Mammalia, Rodentia, Sciuridae. Gene Ontology annotation, molecular function: DNA-binding transcription factor activity, RNA polymerase II-specific; RNA polymerase II cis-regulatory region sequence-specific DNA binding; protein binding. Gene Ontology annotation, cellular component: nucleus. The record is from RefSeq and is a predicted model, not a curated record. Gene Ontology annotation, biological process: immune system process; regulation of transcription by RNA polymerase II.
CUUGGGACACACCGCUGCCCUCAGCUCCUAGUACCGGGAGAGCGUGGAGCCAGUACGGGAGGCGAAUUCUGGGUGAGCUCCAGGGCGGUGGUCGGCAAACUGGGUAUGAACCUAGAGGGCGGCGGCCGAGGUGGAGAGUUCGGCAUGAGUGCGGUGAGCUGCGGCAACGGGAAACUCCGCCAGUGGCUGAUUGACCAAAUCGACAGCGGCAAGUACCCGGGGCUUGUGUGGGAGAACGAAGAGAAGAGCAUCUUCCGUAUCCCGUGGAAGCACGCGGGCAAGCAGGACUAUAACCGCGAGGAGGACGCCGCCCUCUUCAAGGCUUGGGCUCUAUUUAAAGGAAAGUUCCGAGAAGGCAUUGAUAAACCAGACCCUCCUACCUGGAAGACACGUUUGCGAUGCGCUUUGAACAAGAGCAAUGACUUUGAGGAAUUGGUUGAGAGGAGCCAGCUGGAUAUCUCUGACCCAUACAAAGUGUACAGGAUUGUUCCUGAGGGAGCCAAAAAAGGAGCAAAGCAGCUCACCCUGGAGGACCCACAGAUGACCAUGAGCCACCCCUACCCCAUGCCGGCAUCUUAUACCCCACUCCCGGCCCAGCAGGUUCAUAACUACAUGAUGCCACCCCAUGAUAGAAGCUGGAGGGAUUAUGUCCCGGAUCAGCCUCACCCAGAAAUCCCGUAUCAGUGUCCAAUGACGUUUGGUCCCCGUAGCCAUCACUGGCAAGGCCCAGCUUGUGAAAAUGGUUGCCAGGUGACAGGAACCUUUUAUGCUUGUGCCCCACCUGAGUCCCAGGCUCCUGGAAUCCCCAUAGAGCCAAGCAUAAGGUCUGCUGAAGCCUUGGCGCUCUCAGACUGUCGACUGCAUAUCUGCCUGUACUACCGGGAAAUCCUGGUAAAGGAGCUGACCACAUCUAGCCCUGAAGGCUGCAGGAUCUCCCAUGGACACACCUACGAUGCCAGCAACCUGGACCAGGUCCUGUUCCCCUACCCAGAGGACAAUGGGCAGAGGAAGAACAUUGAGAAGCUGCUGAGCCACCUGGAGAGGGGUGUGGUCCUCUGGAUGGCUCCAGAUGGACUUUAUGCCAAAAGACUAUGCCAGAGCAGGAUCUACUGGGACGGGCCCCUGGCACUGUGUAGCGACCGGCCCAACAAACUGGAGAGAGAUCAGACCUGCAAGCUCUUUGACACGCAGCAGUUUCUGUCAGAGCUGCAAGCAUUCGCACACCAUGGCCGUCCCCUGCCAAGAUUCCAAGUGACCCUGUGCUUCGGGGAGGAGUUUCCAGACCCUCAGAGGCAAAGGAAGCUCAUCACGGCUCACGUGGAACCUCUGCUAGCCAGACAACUAUAUUAUUUUGCUCAACAAAACAGUGGACAUUUCCUAAGGGGCUACGAUUUACCAGAACACAUUAGCAGUCCAGAGGAUUACCACAGAUCUAUCCGACAUUCCUCCAUCCAAGAGUGAAAAAACUGUCAAAACAACUAAGUUUGUUUCAUGAUAAGUACCAAGCUUUGACAAGGACAGCUAAUUGACCACCCUCUUCUUCUUUUGAGCUCAUCAAGAAUAUGUACAGCAACCCAGCAGUAUCUGAUUGACAGAUGCACUUAUGCAUCUACCAGAUCAAGCAGAUUUUUCCUGUGUUUCUAUUGACUGUCAUCAUUGGCAAUAACUGUGAAAAUUACCAAGUAAUGUGUUUACAUUUACUUCAAUGCUGGGUUACUUCUUACUUGAAGACUGAGAAAACUUGUAUUUCAGCAUCGAACUACCAAUUCUUGUGAGAAAAGCACUUAAGUGCUCUAUCAUUUCUCAGGGAAAUAAAGUCUAAAUUAGAGACUA